AAAAAAAGUUCUUAGCUGAAUGUACUUGCAUCUUCAAAAAAAAAAAUUGUUUUUAUAUUUCGAAAAUUGUGGUGACAUUACAUGUUGAACAAUUCUUCCAUAAGUUAAGUGUGGCUAAUGAAAAAUCGUUGAGAUCCAGAAUUUCAACAUUUCAAUGAAAAUUUUUUUUUGGAAAAUGUUUUAAGCUUUCGUAUAGUUAACCUGCAAUCAUUAUUUUCAAAAAAAGCGAAACAACAUUAAUUUAUUUCAUCGAAAAUUCACUAAAAUUCAAAUUAAAUUUAACAAACCCAAACAUGCUCAAGAGAUUUUAAAUGCAAAGGAAUGCAUAUUUAAUUAAUUUCAGCUGAAUGCUCUUAAAUUAUUUUUUUAAUUUUUUUGAAAAUAUAUUUUUGCUCCUGGUUUUUCGAGUCAAUUUUUUAAUAAUGGUGGAGGGGUGGGUUGAUCGACGAAAGCUUUGUAAAAUAUUUGCUGCAAACUUGAUCCUCCGAUUUCCACAUUUUGUCUGCCUGAAUCAGUUGAUAGUCAAUCAGAUUCGUUAUCUAACUGUAAUGAGUUCGAAUCCCUUAUGAAGUGCAAUGUAAGAUUGAGGGUGACUUGCAAAUUAAUAAAGAAAACUUUUUUUUUGCAUCUAUUACAGAAUUCUACCAAAGGCAAACUUGAACGUCUUUUUGAUAUUUCUAAAAAUGUUUGAUGAAAGUUUUGACGACAUUUACUAGUUUCACUCACAUUGAAACGUGUGAAAUUGUUUUAAUUAUAAAAUAGGUCGUACAUGUUGUUUCAUUUGCAGCAAGCCUCAACUCUACUCGUUUUCAGGAACGCCCACGAAAUGGAACUAACGUGCGCCGACAUCAUGCUGCUGUGUGACCUGUUUUAUCUGCCGUUCGAGCACGACAGCAAAGCCCUACAGCUGUUGGCCGAAUUCCACUGGCUCAAGAUAAAGGCUCAGGUGCUGUUCAAAAACCGGUCGCGCAAGCCAAGCUUGGCGACAACUCGGACGGCGGGGGAUUCGAAAUGUGCAGCCAGUGGCCAGUUCGCCAACUGGUCCACAAGGUUCGAUACUUCCCAGUGCCGAUUGUUGUGUCUUUGUUCCGACGACAACGGCUUAACUGGUGGAAAACAAAAGAUCCAGCAGCACCUAACAGAACUAUUUGCUACAGUGAUCGUGGACGUCGUUGGGGCAUCCCCUACGCCAUCCUAGAAGGAGUUGAUGGGUUCGAACUCACCGGAUAACUUGGAAAAUUCGCUCGAAAGCAAUGGGAGGAAAAGCAACGGAUCAUAUAAUGCCGUAAUUAGGCCUCAACCAAGUUGUCGUUUCCUAACCCUAACCAAUUCUUUCAGGUGAGUACAUUCCGCAUUGUAGUUAUCACUCCCUUAAAAAAGCAUGCGAGAGU
Molecule: messenger RNA, 1391 nt
Organism: Culex pipiens pallens (northern house mosquito)
Lineage: Eukaryota; Metazoa; Arthropoda; Insecta; Diptera; Culicidae
Exons: 2
Coding region: 770-1198 (142 amino acids)
Biological process (GO): glycoprotein metabolic process
Molecular function (GO): beta-N-acetylglucosaminidase activity
Source: RefSeq, a predicted model, not a curated record